Sorex fumeus (smoky shrew) is the source of this 1893-nucleotide messenger RNA. It is a transcript of the gene BORA, whose product is annotated as BORA aurora kinase A activator. The coding region runs from base 12 to 1685 and encodes 557 amino acids. The record is from RefSeq and is a predicted model, not a curated record. The transcript is spliced from 11 exons. NCBI's taxonomy places the organism in Eukaryota, Metazoa, Chordata, Mammalia, Eulipotyphla, Soricidae. Gene Ontology annotation, cellular component: nucleus; cytoplasm. Gene Ontology annotation, biological process: regulation of mitotic nuclear division; regulation of mitotic spindle organization; activation of protein kinase activity. Gene Ontology annotation, molecular function: protein kinase binding.
CUCUCAGGGCUAUGGGAGAUGCCAAGGAAUCCAGAAUGCAAAUAACACCGGCGACUCCAGGGAGGAUUCCUGUUUUAAAUCCCUUUGAAAGUCCUGGCGAUUAUUGCAAUCUCCAUGAACAGACUCUCUCCAGCCCUUCUGUGUUUAAGUCCACAAAGUUACCAACUCCGGAGAAAUUUAGAUGGUCUAUUGAUCAACUAGCCGUAAUAAAUCCUGUAGAAAUAGACCCAGAAGACAUUCAUCGUCAGGCUUUAUAUUUAAGUCGUUCUCGAAUAGAUAAAGAUGUGGAAGACAAAAGACAAAAAGCCAUUGAAGAGUUUUUCACGAAAGACGUCAUUGUACCUUCUCCUUGGACAGAUCAUGAAGGAAAACAGCUUACAGAGAAGCAUUCCAAUAAAUGCAUUAAUGUAAAUAAUGAAUCUCCUGUUGGAAGAAAGCUGACAGCACAAUCUGAGAAAAUUAAUGCUGCUUGUCAGACGCUGCUGUCUCUUCCUGUGGAUUUUAAUUUAGAAAAUGUAUUAGGUGACUAUUUUAGAGCUGAUGAAUUUGCAGAUCAGUCUCCCGGAAACCUCAGUUCUUCUUCUCUUAGAAGGAAGCUGUUUUUAGAUGGCAACGGAAGCAUCUCUGACUCUUUAUCUCCUCCGUCUCCCAGGAGUCCUCGUAGUGGGACUCAGGCAUCACUUGAGGUCUUUUAUUCAAUAGAUUUAUCUCCUGUGCCAUGUAAGAGCCCAGAGCAGACGCCAAGUUCGGGCCAAUUCUCUUCGAGCCCUAUUCAGGGCAGCACAAAGAAAUACAGUUUGGGAAGCAUAGCCAGUCCUUCACCUAUUUCUUCACCCAGUUUCUCACCUGUUGCGUUUCAAAUAGGAAAAACGCCACUCUCAGACCAAAGGAAGUUGACUUCACACUCACCCGAUGCUUCGUCUGGGGCAAAUGCGAAUGGAAUCACCAACCCCUGUGUCCGAAGCCCGUACAUAGACGGCUGCUCACCAAUUAAAAAUUGGUCUCCGAUGAGACUCGAGAUGUAUCAAGGCGGAACUCAGUAUCGGACGUCACUGAUCCGCAUACCAUUCACCCUUGAGACGCAUAGUGAAGACGAAGAAGAUAAAGCCAAUAGUCUGUCCACUGUAACUUCAUCCCCAGCCAUGGACACCAAUGGCCUCCAUCUGAGGCCGGUGAACGGUGAUGUGUCUCCACACUGCUCACAUUUGGUGCUGACCACCAUGUCUAUCACGCAGAGCCAGUCCAGCGCCUCUGAGAAAGAGUUGGCCCUGCUGCAGGGGGCCGAACGGGAAAAGGAGAAUGAUACGGUAGAUAUGGUGGACCCCAUAGAGAUAGCAGACGACAACACCUGGGUGAAGGAGCCCGUUGGGAACGGCAGCUUGCCCAUGACGGAGUUUGUGAGCGGGAUUGCCUUCAAUAUUGAAAACUCGCAUAUGUGCAUGUCACCUCUUGCAGAAAGCAGCGUCAUUCCUUGUGAAAACAGCACUAUUCAGAUGGACAGUGGCUAUAAUACACACAGUUGUGGAAGCAAUAUGAUGGAUACGGUUGCAACCGAAAGUUACUGCAAGGAAAGUGAUGUACAGAGCUUGGAAGUUGAAAAUAAGUCUCAAGUUUUUACAAAGGACCGUGUAACACCGAGGUGUUGGAGGAAAACAGGAGAUGUUGCUCGGUGCAGCAGCCCGUGAAAUACCUCUCUGAAGCAGAUGCUGCGGGGCAGCUCGUCGCUUAUUGUCCGUGCACAUGAUCAAUAAUGUGAUUGUGAUUGGGGGAAAAAGAGCUUCAACGUGGUUAGCUUUAUCUUUCCUUCCUUAAUGUGAAAAAAAUCAAAGGCUUAAUUUAGUGAUACAGGAACAAUUGAAAAGCUCCUGGAACUUUUCAACAAUUGAAAACCAA